GCGGGGAAAGUAACCCCUGACGCUGUUCGCGCCGGUGACCGACUGAAGACGUCAAGCCCUGCCGCACUCGUGCGGACUCACGGCGGCAUCGCUUACUCUACCUUCGCCGGUGUGUGUGAUUGACUGUUUUGACACGUUUUGGUGCUGUUAUUCCCCUUCUUUGAUUGACUCAGUAUCUCUUGUUUGUCUGAAAGACUUCAGCGUGUUGUUUUCUUCGUGAUUUCAGCAUUAAUAUUACUUAAAUUUAUUUAUAGAGUAGAUAGGAACUUAGAUUUUUUUUAAUGCAAGACAACGAAUGAAGAUGUUCCGGUACGUUUGAUUGGAGACUUUCAAUUUGAUAAGUUAGUCAAUUGCAUAUUGACAUUAAUGAACAUAUGUGAUAGUUGCUGAAGAAAUAAACUGACUCUUCCAUCCACCAACUGAAUAUCGUUGACUUAGAGAAAUGGACAUGAAAAGCAAGAUCUGAAUUUGACUGACAGUUUUAUCAACUUGAAUAUCAUCAAUUUGUAAAAGUCGAUAUCUUCAAAAUAUAUCAUUAUUGUCAAACAACGAAAAUAACCUGUCAUAAUCAGUGAUGAACGCAUUCACUCGUUCAGCCAUUUGUAUAUCAUUCACCAACAACGAAAAUGACGUAUCAUAGUUAAUUACUUAAUGUUCGGUUCAGAAUCGAAUCUUUCUAUCAAUCUAGUCAAAAGCGAUCAAAGAAACUAAGAUCCUGUUAUCCUUUAGAAAAUGCUCUCUUUUUUUAGUCUUCAAAAUGACUGAUUGAAUCUUCAUUGCAAUACGGAAUCAUUUGAAUUCCAACUUAGAAUGUGAACUUUAAACCAUCAAAAAGCAACGAUUCCAACCCAGAAAUAUCUAAACAUUCCAUUGACUGUGACAACUGACCAAACAACCACCUGAAGCAUGUUCUACAAUACGAUGUGGGGCAAUUGUGGCGCUUUUGGCAGGCCUUUGGGGCCCGACGUGAUGUGGUCUGCAUACAAUAAGCUGUUUGCAGUCGAUUUGGAGCAUAUGCCCGAAGAUGCAGACUCUGACCAGCCCGUAGGAAUGCGACCGUCCCUUUCGCCGCCGCCCCUCAACGCUCCAUUACCUUCCAAAGGCCCUCUUUUGCCUUCCGAGGAGGGCCCUCUUGCAAACGGCAGCUCCAGUCCCCGUCCCGCCCGUAUCAAUGGGGCCCCUCUUAACAAGAAGAGUCCCGAGGACGAGAAGAUCCAAGAGUACCUGCAGCGCAGCGACACGGCCGUCAUAUUCCCCGAACCUGUUGGGGGCACGAGUCCCAAGCAGCGAGACGAAAAGCCUAGUCUCUCGCCAGAACCCACAUCUGUUAUAGAGGAACCCAAAGUACCUCGUGAGUACCUGUUAAAAUGCACUCACUGCGAGCAAGUUUUCUCCGGCCAGGAGGCUAUUCGCGAACUGAAGGAGCACCUGUCCCACGCCCACAAGGAGGCCGGCCCUCCAGAGUCCAAUUACACCUGCCAGAAAUGCAACUCCUCUUUCCCCUCCAAGGAAAGCCUUGCCAAACACAAAGUUCUCCAUAAUGCCAAUGGACAGAGUUCAACGGUGACUGAUGAGACGCGCAAAUUCAAAUGCACCGAAUGCGGCAAAGCCUUCAAGUUCAAGCAUCAUCUGAAAGAACACAUUCGCAUCCAUAGCGGUGAGAAGCCAUUCGUCUGCCCCAACUGCGGGAAAAGGUUCUCGCAUUCUGGAUCAUACUCGUCACAUAUGACCAGCAAGAAGUGCCUCGUCGUCAACCUCAAGGUGCGCAAAGUGGAUAAUCGCUCGCCUAGGGGUCGUGGAACUACGCAGAAUAACUCUUUCCGCCCAAUCAUUCCUAAGUAUAGAUCCUCUGGUGCAUCUCCCACUGCAUCAGAUAUGCCGCUCAUACCCGCAGGAUACAUGCCUUCUUCUGAACGGUUCACCAACUUCUCCAGUAGGGCACAGCAUUCUUUUAUGCCGCUCACUUUCCAUCCUCUCACUCCUUAUCCUCACAUGCCCCUGGGGCCCUUUCCGGAAGUUGCACAUCUCCUGCAACAGCAACAGCGAAGGUAUGAAAGCGAGUCGGAUCAUCUUACACAUUCACAGCCUCCACCUCAUCUUAUACCUUCCUCUUCAAUUAAAUUAGAAAAAUCUGAGAGCUCUCCUGCGACCAGUCCAAAACCACAAGGCGAGCUGAAUGCCGUAAAGAGGAUCUUAGAAAUUGUCGAUGCAACCGUCACCAAGCAGCAGAAGUCACCAACAAGGCCCAAAAAUGGUCUUUUGUCAGAGCUACUAAGUCACCCAGCUAAAUCCCCGCCCCUUUUUGGUACUUCCUUAGAUGCUCGAUGCCGGUUCUGUUCUAAACUUUUCGACAGCAAAGUUGAUCUCCACCAACACGAGAGAUACAUCUGUCCUCUCAACGCCGAACUUCGAACUAAGUCUGGUUCAUCAGGCUCCCCACAGUUGACAACAGAAAAUGGCAGCGAUGGGGAGUCUGGAGAAGAAGGCAGAGUGUGCACCUCUCCAUCCGCCCUUAGUGUGGAGUGCGUAAUGACACUCAAAAACCACUACCAAAUGAAUCCUCGUCCAAAGAAAUCAGAAAUGAUUCGUCUAGCUCGUGACCUGAAAUGUUCUGCGAGAGCGGUCCAAGAAUGGUUUCACAGUCAGCAGGUGCGAUCGAAAGACUUACCUGUAAAUGGAAAUCUCACUCACAGUCCUCCACCACACCAACACAGUUUGGGGCUUCCGUUUCCUUCAGCAGUUGUCCCACACUGCAACGGACCUACGUACCAGUCAGCUAUCGUACCUAGUUACAAUGGUGCUAUUUCAUCUUGUAAUUCAAUCUUGCCGUUUCGCCCGAUCGCCGAGCGAUCUCCACAAGUGGAAACGCCUAGCCAAGAUGAUGAUCAACCUCUUGAUCUGACAGUCAAGAUGAGACGAGAAGAAGGCUUCCACUUUCGUGACAACGAGAACGACAGCCCGCGUUCUCCGCCAUCAAAUCAUUGUGACAGCGAAGUACUCAAUCUCAGCCAGAGGUCUUCGCGUACUCCUCCAAAGGUAUCCAGUCCAUACUCUGUCCACAACAACCGAAGCACACACCAGCUGCACGAGGAUUUGGCAAGAGAUACCUCACAAAACAAUAAUGUGCACUCUUCCAUGCUGUUCAAGUAUAUGCAGAUGGGCAUCUCCAACCACCGGCCACCAUCCCAGAGUGCGAAGUCACCUGUGACAGUUCUGCCGUCCUCACCGGACAAAUCACCGUCCCAUACCGAGCAACCGCACAGCAUGCCGUCACCGGGUGGAGCCAGCUAUGCUGACAACAGUAGCAGUCCCAGUGGCACAACUGGCUCUUAUUGCCACACCGAUGAACCCGGGGAUGGAAAUCCAUAUAGUCCCAGUGGGGUGAAAAAGUCCCGUUUGUGGAAUCAGGGAGAAGGCGAUGAGAGCACUCUGGAAGAAUGCCCUGGUGCCGAAGAAGACUCCGGGGGUUCGGGCAAGAUCAGGAAAUCCUGGAAACUUCACAAAGUCGAGAGCGAAGAAGGCAUGUACGCUUGUGACCAGUGUGAUAAAAUGUUUAGCAAGCAAAGCUCGUUAGCCAGACACAAAUAUGAGCAUUCAGGUCAGAGGCCCCACAAAUGCGACGUGUGCAGCAAGGCCUUCAAGCAUAAGCACCAUCUAACGGAGCACAAGCGACUGCACAGUGGUGAAAAACCCUUCCAGUGCAAGAAAUGUCUCAAGAGGUUCUCUCACUCAGGAUCCUACAGCCAGCACAUGAACCACAGAUACAGUUACUGCAAGCCCUACCAUGAGUGAUUUCCAGCCUUUAUAUCUCCCUCUUUCCCACUCUCCUACUCUUUUUGAUUGUCCUGUAUCUUUCACAUUUGCUACGUAUCUCUCCUUCACUACAUCAUCAGCUCUAAUCAAUUUGAUAUGUGCUUCUCUCAAAGUGACGCGUCUCUUCCUCUUCCAUGUGAACCGCGAAGAGACGGCUCUUUUACAGGCCCGCUUCUUUUUAUCCACUCUCAUCAUCAGUAUGAGCUUUGUAUCGGGUUUUACAAAGCAAAACAUUCUUCAAUUAUAUUUAUGCUAUGUUUUAGCAUGAGAAAAUAUAAUAUUUCAUUUCAACGAAGACAAAGAAUCAUGUGCCAAUUUUUUUUUAAGUUGUACAAAAACAGAUAUGGUCUUUUUACUGGUUGCCAAACAAGUUCAUAGUGCGUUUUUUUUUUUAUUAUUAUUAUUUAGGAGUAUAUUUUGUUUUAUUUUUCAGAGAAUUUAAAAACUGAAAUACAUAAUACGUUUUAUGUAUUUCUUGAUUCUGUAUCAAAUGUGCGCUUGUAAAAGAUGGAGUUAUUUUUCUUGACAGCGAAAAAUAUGUGAAUUUAAAUAACUGAAUUCGAAGAAAAAAAAACGAAAAAAGAAAUGUGCGAUAUUUCCUUUGUUUGUAAGGGAAUAAUUCCUUCUAAUUUGUGAUUCACACAGCUAAAAACUGUAUUGAAAAUAAAAUCAAAGCUUCUGCAAUUUUUGUAUUGUUAACUUGUAUUGAAUGUCAUGUUAUGAAAUAUAUCACUUUAGUCUAAACUAUAUCUAGUGUAUGAAGACUUUAUACUUUUGUAUUUGUUUAAUAUUUAAAAGGAAAUAUUGAACUUAUAUGUGUCCGAUGAGGACAUUUUUGCGUGUACAGAAAGUUGUGUAAUGACUUAACCAAAGAAUUGUAUGUUUUGUUGCUUCAUUUUGUUAAGAUCCUUUUUAAAUGACUUUUGUUUUAGUUUAUAACGUAGCUAUUUGAAUAUCGUAAAUGUUGCUAUAUCUUUUUAUAUAAAAAUAUUUUAGUUAUUUUGUUGAUGUAACAUUCCCUCUUAUUUUUGAAUUCAAGAUUCUCUUUUAGUGUCUCGCUCUUUUUCUCUUUUAUUCCUCCCAUUUUUAUUCAGGCGUGGAAGAUUUUUAACUAUUCCUUUCGAUUAUGUUCUAUUGAGACGUUUUGUUAGUUUAAAGUCCUCUUUAAAUUCAUCCUCCAUGAAUCUAUAAGCAAUAACGAAGUAAAAUCUUUGUAAUAUUUUUAUAUGAGAUCAUAUUGUAUCUAUCCAAUCUUACUUGCAUAUGAAUUUAUUUUAAAUUGAACAAUAAAUACAAAAAAGAAAAUUAAAGCAAAUGUUAUGCUCUGGUUGCACAUAUUGAAAUAAAACAAAACUUUGAGUUUGUUAGAAGCCUAUAAGUUUUUAAAAGUGUCUUUACUUGCAUACUGUAAAAAUGUGCCAAAUGUAUAAAGUUAUACAAAGUUAACUAUGUUACAUAUAUAUAACAUUCUUUUGAAAUAGAUUUAUUAACUUCUUAACCACAUUUUACUGAUUUUUCUGAGGCCAAAAUAUGUGGUGACAGUAAUAUAUAUUUUUAAUGCAUAUUUGACAUGAGAAUAUAUAUAUAAUGUAUAUAUUCUUAAGUUUGAAAUAUGCACAUCGGAAUCAAUCAUUUCUGAAAUGAUAAAAGUAAAUAAAUGUUAUUCACUUUUUUAUUCCCUUUUUCUGGACUAAGGCUUCCGAAUCAUCUUCUGUUGUAUAAGAGAUCUUUUUAUUCAUUCAGUCUGAACAAUUAGUAGUGAUAUAUUGUAAAUGUUAAGUCUCUCUGAAUGUUAAAGUUCAGAUUUAAAAAAAUUCAUCAGGGAUGAUUCAUGCUACUUUGAAAUUGUCAACAAGUACAAUUUGUAUAUCUGUAAGGAAUAUUUUUCUGUACCCAAAUGAUAUGGUAAUAAUAUUAUGUACUGCUGUUAAUAGUAGUUUCUUAGCUUCUGCAGUUUUGUACUAGUAAUAUUUUUUAAAGUCAUUCUUUAUUACUUUGGCCAUUGUGCAAAAGCCAAUAAUGUUGACAUGAUCAGUGCUUCUAUUUGCAACGAAUGCUGUUAUAUAGCCAUUAUCGUCCAAAAGGUGCUUUCGCCAUGCCGAUUCUUAAAAAAAAUAAAUUAUAUAUUAUUAUCUAAUGACGUUUCUAUCAACAACGGUGCUUUUUGUAGAAUAGAUGCCAAAAUAGUUUUUAAUGGGCUUGCUUUUUUUGCAACUCAUUCUUUGCUAGUCAUAUUUUACAUGUCUCUUUUUUAGAAUAUGUAAAACUUCAGAUAUGGAAGAAAACCAUAAUAUUGUAUUUUAUGAAACUUUAAAAACUUAUAUAUUAAUUUUAAGUUAAUUAAAUUUUAAUUUUUUUUGUUGCAUAUUUAUUUAUAUUUUUAUUUGUAAAUAAAAUAUUAUAUAGAAUUCAGUUUGUAAAAUUUUAUUUUAAUGAAAAAAAGAUCUGAAAGUUUAAUCUUCUAGUCAGAAUACUAAUCGUAAAUGUGUGAAAUUUUUAUAUAUAAAUUAUUUUAAAUCAAAAGUGCAAUAUUUUAAACUGUAUCAAAAAUUCAUAUCAGUUUUGAUUAACCUAUUUUUACCAGUAAUGAACCGGGAAAUCAUAUUUCAAUACUUAUGGUUUUCUUAUGUCUGAAGUUGACUGUUGAAUAUUUUCAGCUCUUUAUGGAAGGCUUGGUGCUUGUUUUAAUUUUUAAAGUGAUUAAGAAAAUUCAUAACUAUUUUAUCCAAUUUAUAUUGUUUCAUUAAGUCUUUAACUAAUUAUGAAAUAUAUGUAAAAAUAAUUUUUAGAGUAAAUGAGUUUAAUAAAAUAAGUUAAAUAAACGAAUGAUAAGUAAGUUAAAAUAAAUGAACAUUUAAUGAAUAAGUUGUCUUAAAAAACUUAAGAAAUAUGUUUAAUUAAACCUCUCAGUUACGCUUUUUUAAAUGGAAUAUAAAAUUUCUACCAAUAUUUCUACAAUUUAUAUUUCUUCAUAUUUGUAAUUAUAAAACUCAAGCAUCAUGACUUUUAUAAAAAAUGAUAAUAAUCUGUUAACUUUAAAAAUACGUAAAGCAAUAAUAAGUCAACAAUUCAUUUAUCUAAAUGCCAAAGAUUUAUUUUUUAGCAUGAAUAUGUUCUUUUUCAUAUAGUGAGCUUCCAUUACAGAAAGCCAAAUAAAAAAAAUGUCUAGUUUUAUAUAUUAUAGUAUUUAGAGUUAAUAUUUGUUUGUUGCGUCCUUUAUGUUGCACUUUGUUGAUGAACCUCACCGUAAAAGCACUUUGUAAACAGGUUGUUGACGAAUGUAGUCCAGAGUUGUUUUCUUUCCAAGAAAACCACUCCUGUCUCACUUGUUAAUCGGUCACAAAUUUACAACUACUGAGAAUUGCCCUGUUUGCCUGCCGACUGUACUCUUUCAUUUCUUCUUUACUCUUUCUGUGGAGUCACUGUAUUUUUCCUACCCUUGUAACCAUCCAAUGUGUCGUUGUAUAUACAUAAUAUGAGAUAUAUAUAUAGAUAUAUAUAUUUCUGCUUCCUCCCAUUCCAGUCCUUUUUCAGUGCAUCUGAAUGUUUUCUAUUUUAUUACCACGUAGAUUUUUCUCGAUUACAUCCUUUCUUCGUGAAUUUUGAAUGUGUGAUCCUUUCUCACCACUAAGUGUAUCGUUUUUCUAACACCUGAAUCUUCCAAUCCCUUUUUCUUCCACCAUUCUCGAACGUCCACUGACAGGUAUAACUUUUUGCUGCUGUCUGUUUUUCAUUGCGGAGCAGAGGUUGUUGGCAUCUUUAAGGGGGAAAUGAAAUACCAAAGUUUUUUAACAAGGGUAGUGUGCAAUUUUUUUUUGUCUUAUUAUUAUUUAGAUAUGAUUAUUUAUCUCAUUAUUUGCUAAGUGAUAAGCGUAAUUGUUUUGAAAAUAAAUUUGUUUAUUUUGUAUUAAAGUUCUUUAAAAAGGAAGAGUAGAAUUGAAUAAAAUGGUAGAGCGUCAAUAAUUUCAUCACUCACAAUAAAAACAGUGCUAUUAAACUUGUGUAAAGUGUAAUACAAUAUAUUAUACGUUUUAAUAUAGCACUUCAUAGUAUAAUAAAGCAUAGAAUGUUUGUUUAUUGUGAUAUUAAGUAUCAAUGAACAGUUGUCUACUUUAGCAUUAGUUUAUAUUUGUAAUUUAGGAUUUUCUCAUUAAUUAUUUUUGUUUGAGAAUUUUUUAUUUAUUUUAUGUUUUGAUAUAUAUUCUCACAUAAGAUUAGAAAAUGGAUAGAUUAGUUACAUUUUUACUUUUAACAUGUUGAAAAUUAUAAUUAUUUUAUUCCAAAUUCAAAUAAAACGAGUUACUAAUUUUUUAGCUGUCUCUAAGCUAUAAUUAAAUUAAGACAGCUGUAGAUAGCACAGGAAAUAUGAUAAACUGAAAUUUCUACUCCAAAUUUGUUUUGGAUAGCAUCUGCUACUUUAAUUUUAUUUCACAUUCAAAAUAUAAAAUUUAAAAAAUGAUUAAAAUUAUCAAAAUAUAUAAAUUUUUGAUCUUGCCUUUAAAUUAAUAUAAUUCUGAUAUAAAUUCAGAUUCAGAAAUAAUAAAUACAUUUAAAUAAACUUCUUAAAUGAGUUUUUGUAAUCAACUUUUGUUGUAAGUUGAGUAAGUAAGUUUUUUUUAUUUUUUUUUUAUUUAUAUACAACGGUUUUAACCUUUGUAUAUAAAUAAAAAAAAAUUCUCCCAAUUAUUUUUAACCUGUUAACUGGGUAUGAUUAAAUAUUUCAAUACAAAACGAAUUGACUAUAAGUUAAUUAACACGUUAAUUAAUAAAAUAAAGUUUCAACUUAAAAGUUUGUGUUUUGAAGAUAAUUGUGAGAUUGAAUUAUUGACGCUCUACUAUAUAUGUAAAUAUUAGCAGAUUUUUUAAAUUAAAAAUUAAAUGUGGGAUUAAUUUUUAAUAAAAAUUAUGCAUAAUAUGAUUAUUUUUGUGCUUUGUUUUAUUGAAUUGCAUGUGCAAUAAUAUGAAAUGAUGGAGGAUUUGAACUUUUGCAUUUAUUAUAUCGUAGAUUUUCGAUACUGUGGUCAAAUUUUCCUUCCCUUAGUCAUUUUUCUGCAUUAAUCUAUCUUUAUAUUUAAAAUAGUCGUGUUACGAACUUUCUUGUGUCGAAUGCCAUCAUAUUAAGGUAGAGUGCGGAGUCACCUACUAGAAGCAAUGUAAUUGUCUAGUCAUAGAAUUCUCCUUUAAUGAUGCCUUUUCAACCUUUGUUCCAGUUACCUAAUGAAGGUGCUAAUUAAGUACACAACAAUUUUAGCCUUACAUGGUACAAUUUGCACUGAUGACGACUACACACACUCUCUCAGAGUUAGCACUUAAUCGGAAAAUACGCCAUUCUGUUUGUCUUUUUGCCUUCUAACAGUUUUUUCUCUUUUUAUCAGCGAUUGUAGUGGCGUAAUAUUGAUCGUUAAAUUUUUGUUUUCUUGUAAGCGUUCAGACAGAAAAUGUUAUAUGAGAGCAUAAAGUGAUUUCUAAAAAUUGUGAUUUGAGAAAAAUAACUUGUGAGAAAUACACAUGCGCAUUCAAAAUAGCACGAGCAUUUGGUGCUCAAGCGCGGAUUGUAAUAAGUCUGUCAGUAACGGCAAGAAGAGUACUCAGCGCUCGAACUUAAUAAUAGUAAUAAAGUUUGUUAAUAUGUCAUUGACACAUAUUGUAUUGUUUACCUUUUAUGUUUUGAAAAAACUCAGCUAUGUCAUAAGCCAAUAUUAUUUUAAGCAGAUUCUUUAUUAUUGAUUUUUACAAAAUGAAAAAUACAAAUACUAAUACUAAUAAUAAUAAAUGUAUUAUGUAUUUGUAACAUUAAAAAUCUGAAAAAUUAUCGUAUGCUUAAAAGAAAGCUUAAUAAUCACUAAGAUUAUUAAAAUCUCAUCAGUAAGCGAAUACUGAGAUUCUUUCCUUAGAUUUUUCUAUGUUUCCAAUUAAAAAUAAUUGACAAAAUAAUUUUUGUCUAUAAAUAUUUUGUUAAAAGGUUCAAAAGAAUAUUAUUUGACUGGUUAUUAUUUUUAUUUGUUUCCUUGCUUAUAUAUCCAAAUGCUGGAUACGUAAAUUGAAACUAAAUGAAAUUUAUUUUAAAUUCUUAAGAUUUAAAUUAUUUUUUAGAAGAUAUUUUUAAAAGAUCAAAUGUUAGGAUUAAUUCUUUUUCAAUCUAUUCGGAAGUCAGUUUAGAUUAUUGGAAAUGAUGGAAUUAAUUUUUAAUUCUAUUUUGUUCAUUUUUAUAUAUAUGUAAAGAUUUUAUGAAUAUAAUUCAUAUUAAUGUUUUUAAAAAUGAAUAUGUGGACAUAUGAUUGUCAAAUUUACCUGUAGUUAGUUAGCAAUAUUUCGGCUGGAGCUGUUGCUGCUUUAAUAUGAACUAUUUUACGAAUUCAUUUCAAUGUAUGUUAAUUCUAAGUUUGAAAAUAAGUUGGGUUUUUUUUUAGAAACAUCAAUUUUUAAUUGUUGCGUAUUUAUCCUGGAAUCAUCUACCACAUAUAUAUUGUUUCAUCCAUAUCAUAAAAUGAAUUCAUCACUUCAUAUACUCAGAAAUGAUUAAAAAUAACUGUACAUGGAUUUCAAUUUAGAAAUAUUUUGCCAUGUUUCAUAAUGGAGACUUUGUUUGUUUUAGUAAAAAUGAUAGUUCCAAUUAAAUUUUCUCACAUUUUAAUGCUUUAUUACAUUUGCUGUCUGAACGCUAUCCACUUGUGAGCAUUUUGUAUCACCCAACUGGGCAUAUUAAUGUAAAAGAAUAUAAUUCAUUUUCUAUGGUAAUGUACGUCUUUCUACAGUAAUAUUUGUAUAAUGAUUGAAUGAUAAUUGCAUCAGAAAAUUGAAUAUAAAAACAUCAAAAAAAUUGUAAAUUCAAUUGGUAAUCGUUAUGUGUGAUUAUGACUUGGAUUACUUUUGGGUGCUUUUAUUUCGAAACAUUUAAAAAUGCUUUUGAAAUUACUUUACUUUUGAUAUUUUCAAGGCAAAUUUAUGUUUUUCUUCCUUCAUAAGGUUUUCAUUGUAGAAAUGAAACAAGUUGAAACGAAUUUUAGUAAGAUAAUAUUUGUAGAAUACGUUUUUUACCAUAAUAAUAGCAAUCAACAUUUUAUUAAUUAAAUAAAAUAUUGCUAUUCCAAAAUAUUGAUCGUCUAAAGUAAGACACAUUCUACAUUAAUGAAUGUAUUAUCUCGUAAAGAUCCGUUCUUUAAAAAAAAAUAAUAAUAAUAAUAAAAAAAAUCUUUUUUUAUAUUUCGUGUUGAAAAAGGUUGGAAAAAACGCGUUCUACAUUUAAUGAGUAAAUAUCACGAUAAUCACAUUUGAUUAGCACUGCAAUAAUAAUAAUAAUAUAUCCAUUUAUGCAAUAAUAUAUAAAAUAUAUACAUAUCUGUAUCGAAAAGCCUACCGAAAAUAUUCAUAGUAAAUAUUUUUAAUAGAACUAAUACCAUCAGAAUAAUCAAAAUUUUUACAAGUGUUUGAAUCAUUUUUUUAAUUUAAAUUAUUGUAACUUUAUCAAAAAAAUUACCUGUUGUAUUUUUAAAAAAAGAAACAUAAUCAAUUACAUAUCAGAACAUUUACUUUUACAUCGAAUAUUUUUUAUUAUUUCAUUUCAAACUAUAAUAACUAACUUCAAGGGGAACCGGUAAUAACAUGGGAAUAUUUCCCGAAAUAAAACACCAAUACGUAAUCCAAAUCAUAAACCAAACCUAACACUAAAAAAAUGUGUAAAUUAUUUUAUUUACCACUUUUGAAUCAACCAAUUGCACCUUUUUUCAUCUUCACAAAACCCUGUAUUCUUUAUUGUUUUUCUCCGUGUUGUUCUGACCUGUCACCUUCAAGCUUUCAAACAUAUGGGGCCUCCAUUACCCAUGUACUGCUUUGUGAUAUAUAACACUGCUUAUACAACGUGACGAUGGUCAAAGAUAAAUCUAUAAUAAUAAUAAUAAUAAUAAUAAUACAAAGCUGAGCUUCCUUCUUAAAAAACACGAUUUUCCAAGGUGGUCGUACAGAUGACAUCGUCCAUAACGCCCCUCUCCAGUGCAUCGAAGAUUGGAACGAUGAACUCAAAAUAUGAAAUAUUUGGGCGUUCAUAUUAUUCUCUGGCAUUAUUGUACAUAUAUACAUAUAAUAUAUAUUAUGAUGCCUGUAUAUCUCCUCUUAUUGUGCUUUUUCUUCCAUGUCUCUUCAAGAUGUAUAAGAAUCUCCUCUUACAAUUCCUUUUGUCUUAAUAUGAAAAUUAUGUAAGAUUAAGAGAAGGAAACAAAAAAAAAAGCUUUUGAAAUAAAUUU
Messenger RNA from Argiope bruennichi, 12053 nucleotides. It is a transcript of the gene zfh1, whose product is annotated as zinc finger E-box-binding homeobox 1-like. The record is from RefSeq and is a predicted model, not a curated record. Gene Ontology annotation, molecular function: RNA polymerase II cis-regulatory region sequence-specific DNA binding; DNA-binding transcription factor activity, RNA polymerase II-specific. Bases 907 to 3792 code for a protein of 961 amino acids. NCBI's taxonomy places the organism in Eukaryota, Metazoa, Arthropoda, Arachnida, Araneae, Araneidae. Gene Ontology annotation, biological process: regulation of transcription by RNA polymerase II; anatomical structure development. The transcript is spliced from 8 exons.